This is a messenger RNA of Chinchilla lanigera (long-tailed chinchilla), 2719 nucleotides long. Its product is annotated as protocadherin gamma-B6-like. The record is from RefSeq and is a predicted model, not a curated record. Gene Ontology annotation, molecular function: calcium ion binding. Lineage: Eukaryota; Metazoa; Chordata; Mammalia; Rodentia; Chinchillidae. Gene Ontology annotation, cellular component: plasma membrane. Gene Ontology annotation, biological process: homophilic cell-cell adhesion.
CCCAUCUCAAAAAGAAAGAAAGACAUAAAAGAAAUGGAAAGAAAAGAAAAAAUGCUAAAGAGAUUCUAAAAAUGUUUCACUGGCUUUUAGCUAUAAGGAAAUAAUGUAUUAUUGAAUGUGAUAGGAAAUAUAACGCUACUUUUUGACUAAUAAAUUGUUCAGGAUGCUCUUGAAAAAAACUUUGAAGUUGACUCAAAUGUAUAAGCACAUGAUUCAUAAUAAUUCCUGGCAGGAAUUUCCAUGGAUAUAGAGUAAUAUUUUAUUUGCCUUCAUAAUUACUUUUUCUAUGUUUUUACUUGUAAGAAAAUGAGAACAAAUGUGUCUGGAAACCCACCAAUGAGAUACAUACACUUUAAUUAUUUUCAACACUUUUUGUUCCUUAAGCUAACAGGAAAAAACUGAAGCAUCAUUCAGGGUCAUACUUUUGAGAUAAGGUCUUCUUAAGUACUUCAGACUGUGUUUGAACUCAUUAUGUAGCCCAUGCUGGCCUCAAACUUGCAGCAAUCCUCCUGUUUCAGGCUCCUAAGUGCUGGGAUUGCAGGUGUGCUCCACCAUGCUAGGCCUCCAGAGUCAUAUUUUAGCCAUGCAGGAAGAAAACUGCCAUUUAAAUUUCUGUCCUGGUGACUAACCUAUCUGUUUAGUAUUCAUUAAUAUUUUUAAAAUUAUAUUAAUUUUGGGAAAACAUAAUAGCAUCAAUACAAAUGUAUGUCAUUGCUACUAUAGUAGCUACUAUUUCACAAAAAUGUCACUUGCCUCUUAAACCAGAACACAAGGUACACUGGAUGGAUGACAGAACAGAACAGGAAAAUUACUGGAUUCUAAUUUUCUUAAACCGUACAGGAUUACUAUCCAUUGGUAACAGAUUAUAGGGCAUUAAUAAAAUGAAAGAUAAGAUUUUUUACUUCAAUUCCUCUUCAUAAGUUUUCAUUGAAAUGCUGUAUUUUGGAUUCGCCUCAGUAUUGGUGGAGUGCAGUAUAUUUUAAAUAAAGAUUGGCUUUGUGUUAAUCAUUAUUGAAGCUGGAGGAUGGGGGUGUGAAGGUUUACAACAUAAUCCAUACCACUCUGUAAUGUUGUAUAAGUUUGAAAUUAUCGAUAAUAAAUUUCUUUAAGACACUAAAACAUAAGCAUCCACUGUAAUACUGUGUUGAGACUAGAAUUUGUGGCAAUUACAUACCGAUAGCUACAUUAUCGAAGAGUUCUAUAUAAAUUUUGGAAAUAAAGAUUUCAAAACAAGACAGACUGCGGUUCCACACAGAACCUCUGGGCGCCGCUGUCGGCCAGUGCAGAGCAAGCUCGACGCCGGGAUCCUUCAGUCUCCAGCCUAGGGUUUCCUGCGCAGCCACCAGCACACACAGAGGAAACCCACUCGCCCACAGAAGCUCCGGGCUGCGCAGAAUUCCGGCCCCGAACACAAGGAUUCUUAAAUAUUUUUCAUAUCGUUGUAGUGAUUGAAGAUAUUAAUGACCAUGCUCCUCAAUUCGAUAAAAAGGAAAUACAUUUAGAAGUUGUUGAAUCUGUAUCCCCUGGUGCACGAAUAUCUCUUGACCCUGCCACUGACCCCGACACAAACCUAAACUCAGUUAAAGACUAUCAGUUAAGCCCCAACCCUUAUUUCUCAUUAAUGGUUAGAGUUAAUUCCGAUGGUGAAAAAUACCCAGAGUUAUCACUGGAGAAACUCUUAGACAGGGAAGAGCAGCGAUCUCAUCGCUUGAUUCUGACUGCUCUGGACGGAGGGGACCCACCGCGAAGUGCUACUGCUCAGAUAGAAAUCUUUGUAAGGGAUACAAAUGACAACCCUCCGAAGUUCACCAGAGACGAAUAUAGAAUAAGUCUUAGUGAAAAUCUGCUCCCUGGAUCUUCCGUGUUGCAAGUAAUAGCCACUGAUGAAGACGAGGGCGUCAAUGCAGAGAUAAACUACUACUUCCGGAGCACUCCCCAGCGCACAAAAGACAUGUUCUUAUUGGAUGAAAAAACAGGGAUGCUUAGGAACAACCAAUCGCUGGAUUUCGAAGAUAUAGAAAGAUACACCAUGGAAGUGGAAGCGAGGGACGGAGGUGGUCUCUCUACCCAGUGUAAAGUAAUCAUACAAAUUCUAGAUGAAAACGAUAACAGCCCUGAAAUAGUGAUCACUUCUCUGUCUGAUCAGAUCUUGGAGGAUUCCCCUCCUGGAACGGUUGUUGCCCUCUUCAAAACGCGGGACCGGGAUUCUGGAGAAAAUGGAGAAGUCACGUGUGAUAUAGAAAGAGGCUUUCCUUUCAAAAUUGAUUCUUCUUCUAAAAAUUACUACAAGCUAGUGACAGAUGCAGCCCUGGACAGAGAACAGGACCCGGAGUACAAUAUCACCAUUACUGCCGCAGACAGAGGGAAGCCAUCUCUUUCUUCCAGUACCUACAUCACUCUGCACAUAACUGACGUCAACGAUAACGCACCUGUUUUCCAGCAGGCCUCCUACACUGUCCACGUGGCUGAGAACAAUCCUCCGGGAGCUUCCAUUGCUCAAGUCAGAGCUUCUGACCCUGACCUGGGACCCAAUGGCCAAGUCUCAUACUCCAUCGUGGCCAGCGACCUGGAGCCUAGAGAGCUGCUGUCCUACGUGUCCGUGAGUGCACAGAGCGGAGUGGUGUUCGCGCAGCGUGCCUUCGACCACGAGCAGCUGCGCACCUUUGAGCUCACGCUGCAGGCCCGCGACCAGGGCUCGCCCGCGCUCAGCGCCAACGUG